GAGACAAAUCCAGCAGCGCGUACGGGUAGUUAGUUGCCCAAAAUAACGAAGCUUUCCUUUUUAUGGAGUCUGUCGGCAUUUAUUAUUGGUGUGAGAUUCUUUAAAGGGUUUGCGUAUAACGUUGCUGCUGUUUGACUAUGAGGGACGUUGUUGUGCUUUCUUUGCUGCUGCUGAAUGUACAUCACGCCGUCUCGGCACCUAAAGGCGUCACUGCCAGUCUGAAGGCCAAGUGGAGCAUGACGCCUUUCCUCCUGGAGACGAGCGAGUUUAUUGGAGAAGAUGGGAAUGAAAAAUUCUGGCAGUUUGUUGACACCGUGAAAGAACUCAGUGUUUACAAACAAGGAGAGUCUGUGCGCUCCUACUACAACUUGGUCCUUAAGAAGGCCGGACAGUUCCUCACCCAGCUUCAAGUUAAUCUCCUCAAAUUUGCUGUGGCCCUGAGGUCUUACUCACCAGCUAUUUAUGCAGCCCAGCAGAUAGCAAGUGAUGAACCACCGCCCAAGGCUUGUCCUGCUUUUGUUUCCAUCCACGGUCAACAUAGCUGCAGCACCAAGGACAUUAAGAAGCUCCUGAAGGCAGCUGCAGGCAGGCCAAAACCAUAUUUGUACAAGAACGAUCACAGAUAUCCAACACUCAAUAAGACAGACGUGCCAGUUGUGAUCCUGUAUGCUGAGAUUGGAACCAAAAAGUUCAGCUCAUUUCAUAAAGUGCUGUCAGAGAAAGCUCAACACGGCAUGCUCAUCUAUGUACUUCGGCAUUUUGUGGCGGAUCCAAAGCCUAAAAAAAUGCUUUUAUCUGGCUAUGGGGUUGAGUUGGCUAUUAAAAGCACAGAAUACAAAGCUGUGGAUGACACCAAAGUAAAAGAUUCAAAGAUGGAUAUAAAUGCUGAAGAUGAUGACAAUGAAGAUGAAGUCCAAGGAUUCUUCUUUGGAACAUUAAAGAAAUCCCAUCCCGAACUUCAGGAGCAGCUUGUUGAACUUCGCAAGCACCUCUUGGAGAGUACCAAUGACAUGGCCCCUUUAAAAGUUUGGGAACUGCAAGAUCUCAGUUUCCAAGCGGCAUCAAGAAUCAUGUCUGAGCCAAAGUAUGACGCCCUAAAACUUUUGAGAGACCUUAGUCAGAACUUUCCAAGAAAAGCCAGGUCACUGACAAGAGUGGCCGUAAAGCCGGAAAUGAGAAAAGAAAUUGAGGAGAACCAGAAGCAUCUUAGCGAGACCAUGGGAGCUAUCCCAGGUGACGGAGAGCUGUUCAUCAAUGGACUGCACAUUGAUCUGGAGAUUCACAACCCUUUCAGCAUUUUAGACAUUCUCAGAAGAGAAGCCAAGGUCUUGGAGGGUCUUCACAACCUAGGCGUAAAAGAAGAGUAUCAGAGCAAGCUGCUUAGGCUGCCUGUACAAGCUGUUGAUGAAAGCUAUGCCUUAGAUAUCAGACAUCCAGCUAUAAUGUGGUUAAAUGACAUCGAGAAUGACCCAAUGUACCACACCUGGCCAGCAGGUGUACAGGAGUUACUCAGAGCCACUUUUCCUGGAGUAAUCCGUCAGAUACGUCACAAUUUCUUCAACUUGGUGCUGUUCUUUGAUCCAGUACAGGAAGAAAGUAUUGAGCUGAUGAAACUGGCAGAACUCUUCUACAAGCACAAGAUUCCGUUGAGAAUUGGAUUUGUAUUUGUUGUAAACACCCAAGACGAGAUUGAUGGCUUCUCAGAUGCUGGGGUUGGAUUUUACCGACUACUGAAUUACAUUGCAGAUGAAUACGAUUUACCCCAGGCUUUGAGGUCUAUAAUUUCACUGUACAAUAAAGUGGAUGUAGGAGAGAUGCUGACGGUAGAUACAAUCUCUGCUUACUUGAAGAGAAAUUUCCCCAAGGUCAGCCCUGAAAGGAUUCUUGGAGUAGAAUCUGAGUAUGAUGACAAAAGAAAGGAUGGUGCCCACUUUUAUAAAAAGAGUGGCCUCGGGGCCCUGCCUUUGGCUUUAUUCAAUGGAGUCCCUCUGAGUCCUGAGGAGAUGGAUCCAGGUGAGCUGGAGACAGUUAUCCUGCAGCGCAUAAUGGACACCACCAACAUCUUCCAGAAAGCCGUCUUUAUGGCUCAGUUGACUGAGGGGAUGGAUGUGGUGGACUACCUGAUGGAACAGCCGAAUGUGGUUCCCAGAAUAAACCCUCUCAUUUUAAACACCAAACGAAACUACCUGGACUUCACCGGCACCCCAGCUGUGGAUGAUUGGGAAGACACAACUAUGUUUUCAUUCCUGGACUCCAAGGACAAGACAGCGGUGAUGGCAAAGAGAAUGAAGUACUUUACAAAUUAUGAUGCAGAUGGUAUGAGUGGUGUGACCAUGUGGAUAGUGGGAGAUUUUGAGACGGCUUCAGGACAAAGACUUUUACUCAGUGCCCUGAAACAUAUGAAGGCCAGUCCUGGAGUCCGUAUGGGGGUGAUAGAUAACCCCAGCAGUAAGCCCAGCGAAGAUAACACUGUGCGCUACAGAGCUAUCUGGGCCUUCUUCCUCACUCAGAAGAAUAAGGCUGCAGCAGAAUUUGUGCAAAAACUUCUGCGAGAGGAGAGCAAGCAGCUCCUCCAGCAGGGAACCAAAAUGAAGGACUUACUCCAACAGGGCAUGGACAAAGAUGCCUUUGAGAAGAAGUUCAACACAAUGGAGGUGGAUUUCAUUCGCAGUCAACAGCUGUUUUGCAGAGACGUUCUGAAACUGAGAUCUGGACAGAGAGCAGUAGUCAGCAAUGGUCGUGUCCUUGGGCCAUUUGAUGAGCAGGAAGAAUUCACGGUGGAGGAUUUCCACUUGCUGGAGAAGAUAACGAUGAGAGGUUCUGCAGAGAAAGUCAAAGCCAAAGCUAAACAGAUGGGAAUGAAAGCAAAGCCAGCCAGUGAUUUGGUGAUGAAAGUUGAUGCCCUCCUAACUGCAGCUCCCAAAGGAGAAGCCAGGAGGGACAUCCACUUUAUCAAAAACAGCCACAGUGUGCUGCGUCUCGCUCCACGUGAAAACGAGGUGUUCUAUGAUGUGGUGGCUGUAGUUGACCCCCUCACAAGGGAAGCACAGAAGAUGUCUUCUUUACUGAUUGUGCUCAGUCAAGUGGUCAAUAUGAAACUGCAGGUGUUUAUGAAUUGCAGGGCCAAGUUGUCCGAGACACCCCUCAAGAGUUUUUAUCGCUUUGUGUUGGAGUCGGAUGUGAGUUUUCUGGCUAAUGACACGGUAUCAUCGGGUCCAGUCGCUCGCUUCAUGGAGCUCCCUGAAUCGCCGCUCCUCACUUUGAACAUGAUCACACCAGAGAGCUGGAUGGUGGAGGCUGUACGCAGCUCCUAUGACUUGGAUAACAUCCACCUGGAGGAGGUGAGUGGGGUUGUGACAGCAGAGUAUGAGCUGGAGCAUCUGUUGCUGGAGGGCCACUGCUUUGACCUGUCAACUGGCCAGCCACCACGUGGACUACAGUUCACCUCGGGGAUGAGUCGAGACCCCCUCAUGUAUGACACUAUUGUCAUGGCUAACCUGGGAUACUUCCAGCUGAAAGCAAAUCCUGGUGCCUGGAUACUGAGAUUACGUAAAGGGCGAUCGGAUGAUAUCUAUCAAAUUGUUUCGCAUGACGGAACCGAUUCCCCUUCAGAUUCUGGCGACGUCAUUGUUGUCCUCAACAGUUUUCACAGUAAGAUCAUCAAAGUCAGAGUUCAGAAGAAAGCAGACAAGAUCAAUGAAGAUCUUUUAAGUGAAACCAGUGAAAGCAAAGGCAUAUGGGACUCUAUAUCAAGUGUUUGGAGCACUUUUGAGAAAAGCAUCACAGGUGGUGGUUCCAAGAAGGAUGAUGGAGAGAAGAAGAAAGAGGAUGUUCUAAAUAUAUUUUCUGUGGCUUCGGGCCAUCUGUACGAGCGUUUUUUGAGAAUAAUGAUGCUGUCCGUACUUCGGAAUACCAAAACCCCCGUCAAGUUCUGGUUCCUUAAGAAUUACCUCUCGCCUUCUUUCAAGGAAACCAUUCCUCACAUGGCGAAGUCAUAUGGCUUUGAGUAUGAAUUAGUUCAAUACAAGUGGCCUCGUUGGCUCCACCAGCAGACGGAGAAGCAGCGUAUUAUCUGGGGAUACAAAAUCCUCUUUCUGGAUGUCCUGUUCCCUUUGGCUGUGGAUAAGAUCAUCUUUGUGGACGCCGACCAGAUAGUUCGGGCCGAUCUAAAGGAGUUGAGGGAUUUAGACCUAGGGGGGGCCCCUUACGGCUACACCCCGUUUUGUGACAGCCGCAGAGAGAUGGAGGGCUAUCGUUUCUGGAAAAGUGGAUAUUGGGCCUCACAUCUUGGAAAUAGGAAAUACCACAUCAGUGCUCUGUACAUAGUAGAUUUAAAGAAGUUCCGCAAGAUUGCAGCUGGAGACCGGUUACGUGGCCAGUAUCAAGCUUUGAGUCAAGACCCUCACAGUCUGUCCAACCUGGACCAGGAUCUGCCUAACAACAUGAUCCACCAGGUGGCCAUAAAGUCUCUUCCCCAGGACUGGCUGUGGUGUGAAACAUGGUGUGAUGAUGCCUCAAAAGCCACAGCAAAAACCAUAGACCUGUGCAAUAACCCAAAGACCAAGGAGCCCAAGCUAUCAGCGGCAGCAAGGAUCGUGCCCGAGUGGGUGGAGUACGACAAUGAGAUCAAACGGUUACUGAGACACAUCCCAGAGGAGGACAGACAUGACACAGCAGCGCAGAGGCGAACGCCACAUAAAAAAGACAAACGGCGUGAUGAACUUUAGCAGCAUCCUUUUGCACCCAGGACACCUGUGAGGCUUGAACACAUUUUCCAGCAAAACAGCUGUGGAGCGUUAACGUCACCGAUGUGGCAAAGAUGAAGAAUUGUAACAGUGCCAUAACUACUCCGACAGGAAGUACGUCCUAAAAAAAUAAUACAUGCAUUAUGUUCGGGUUAACGGCUGAAUGUCAACACUGCAGUCAGAUCUUGGUUGGUUAAGUGAUUAUUUUGAAGUAAACAUAGUGAUUUUAAUGGGG
Molecule: messenger RNA, 4980 nt
Organism: Thalassophryne amazonica
Lineage: Eukaryota; Metazoa; Chordata; Actinopteri; Batrachoidiformes; Batrachoididae
Gene: uggt2
Product: UDP-glucose glycoprotein glucosyltransferase 2
Exons: 41
Coding region: 138-4727 (1529 amino acids)
Cellular component (GO): endoplasmic reticulum
Molecular function (GO): UDP-glucose:glycoprotein glucosyltransferase activity
Source: RefSeq, a predicted model, not a curated record